Molecule: messenger RNA, 3371 nt
Organism: Alligator sinensis (Chinese alligator)
Lineage: Eukaryota; Metazoa; Chordata; Crocodylia; Alligatoridae
Gene: RNF166
Product: ring finger protein 166
Exons: 6
Coding region: 66-560 (164 amino acids)
Biological process (GO): protein polyubiquitination; ubiquitin-dependent protein catabolic process
Molecular function (GO): ubiquitin protein ligase activity
Source: RefSeq, a predicted model, not a curated record
GGUUCUGCGGGGAGUGUUUGCAGCCCUGCCUGCAGGUGCCGUCGCCGCUGUGCCCGCUCUGCCGCAUGCCCUUCGACCCCAAGAAGGUGGAGAAAGCCUCCAACGUGGAGAAGCAGCUUUCCUCCUACAAGGCGCCCUGCCGGGGAUGCAGCAAGAAGGUGACGCUGACGAAGAUGAGGGCGCACGUCUCGUCCUGCGGCAAGGUGCAGGAGCAGAUGGCCAACUGCCCCAAGUUCGUGCCGGUGAUCCCCACCUCCCAGCCCAUCCCCAGCAACAUCCCCAACCGGUCCACGUUCGUCUGCCCGUACUGCGGUGCCCGCAACCUGGACCAGCAGGAGCUGGUGAAGCACUGCAUGGAGAACCACCGCAACGACCCCAACAAAGUGGUGUGCCCAGUCUGCUCCGCUAUGCCCUGGGGGGAUCCCAGCUACAAGAGUGCCAACUUCUUGCAGCACCUCCUGCACCGGCACAAGUUCUCCUACGACACCUUUGUGGACUAUAGCAUUGACGAGGAGGCAGCACUGCAAGCUGCGCUGGCGCUCUCCCUCUCUGAGAACUGAUGGCCAUGGCCAAGCUGCAGCGGGGCCCUCGACCUUCCACCCUCCUCUGCACUGGCCACUUGCCACUGUAACCAGCGAGGCAAGGAGCUCAUCCACCCUGGCAUACUCUAGCGAGUAGGCAGCCCAUCCUCUCAGCCUUGCACCUUGUUGAAUAAGGUGGGAGCUUUCAGUGACAUGACGGAGUGGGGGCCAGAGCGACCUUGGCUGGACAGGACGGGGACCCUUCCCUGCUGCCAGGUUUCUUCACUGGGACAUUCCAGAUCCGGAUAAUGGAGUAUGCAUCGAUCUAUUUAUUACUAGAUGCUUUUUGGGCACCGUCUACUCUCUUCCUCUUUGCAGUUUAAUCGCACGGAGCAGAGGGGGUUUGAGCCCGGGAAGGGCACAGAUGGAGACCCCGGCCCUCCACAGCUGAACGGCAACUGCUCGCGCUCUCCCCCACGUGGGCCCAGACUAGAAGCAAGGCGGCACUUGGGCUACAGCGGCGGUGCCGUGAGGACAGGCGUACUGGAAAUCUGUAGCUAGAAGCAGGGGGAGGCCCUGAGCCCUCCUGCCAUCCGACGACCUUCAGUCCAGUUCUCCCCCUGAUCGUUUUGUACUGGCUUUUUGUGAUGCAAGGAGUUCUUGAAUUUUUCUACAUUAACCCAUGUGAAACCUUUUCGCAUUUUCUAGGGCCAAGGUGAAGCGGCAGCUCCUCUUCAUGUUGCAAUACUGGUGUCUGGCUAGGGACAAGAGUAUUUUUAUGGGACAUUAUUAAGAGAAAAACAAAAGUCUAUUUUUCAAAGCUCAUGCUGCAGGUUGGAGAAAGAGGGCGGGGGUGACGAGCAGGGCAUUAUCUUCCUGGAGGCCUGAGCGACAGAAAGAAAGGCGACUCUGUUGGUUUCAGACAUGUUGGUUUAUCUCCAAGAGUUUUCCAUUGGGCAUCUCUGCAAAGAAAGCUGAGGCUGGCGUGCGGCUGAGCUGGGGCCAAGACAGUGGGUGCAAUGCCAGGAGUUACUCAAUAUUAUGCGAGCUCCAGGUUUCAGCCCAUUUUUGGUCUGCAAGCAGUGUUAGCUGGCUUCUGUGUAGUGAUGAGGGUCUCUGCAAUCUGCCGGAGCCUGGCAGGCAUUAGAGUGGGGCUGCUUUGGUUCUCACCAGGCAGAGAUUUUGGGAUGGUUGCAGUGAUCUCUGUUUAAAGGGAUACCUAUGGCUUAGGCUUCUGAUGCCUGUGCUUCCACUCGUGGUGCUGAAAGCUCCCUUUCAAAUCCUUUAUUGGGACCUUGGAAGUUUUGAAUGUGAAGCUGGAGCAUGGGGACCCCCCAGCUGGUUGCCGUGAGCUGUCAGGAUUUGCUUUUGAGAGAAGGGAAUCCUUGCCAGCCAGCAGACUUAGCCAGUAUGUGGGUGGCUGGGUGGACUCUAAUCCCCAAGUGGCAUCAGGAGCCUGUCAGCAGGAGCAAAGCCAGGGAUUGGGGUUAUGCCGUCCCCUGAAACAGCAGGGAUAGGGUGGAGGAAGAGGCCAGCUCUGGGCCUGAUGGGGUGCAGCAGGUCCCAAGCAAGCACUGCAAUGCCCACAGGCUACGCUGAUACCCAUGUUCAUUGGCCAGUGCUUGCUUCGGCGCUUGCAACAGAAUUUAGCGCACACCCUGUGCCCUCAGCAUGAGCAGGAAGGGCCUGCUCUGUGCCAGGCUGUGCACCCCUGCGCCCUCCGGCUGGAUGCCCAGAUCACUGUCCCUUGCAGCCCAGCUGCUGCAUGAGCCUCUCGGGGUAUGGGGCAGAUCUGGCUGAAGCCUGACACUGGCUUUUAGCAGCUGUGAUGUUUCUCCUUGGAGUGGCGCAGCCAGCAAAGCAGACCAGGAAACACAAAGGCGGCAGGGCUGGGCAGGAAAUGCUACUUCCCGUGCGCUGCAGCUGCUGUGGUUUCAUCUCCACUGCCCCCAGCGCGGUGUCUGGCCCUUGGAGCAGGCAGGGGGGCCUGGACCUGUUGGCCUCUAGUCGCAGCCCUGUGCCACCUGCCUCCGUUCCUAGUGGGAGCCUGGGCUCCCAAAGGUGGAACGUAAGCCCUCGUCCCCAGGCUUCCCAUCUUGACUGGGAGCCUGAUGCCUGUCCCUCCAUGCCCUAGAGUAGCCUCUUCUUUCCCAGGGUGUCGAGGCCGUGGCUCUGCGGGGCGUGUGCCCAGGAGCAGGGCUGAGCUGGCUGGGAAAGCUGCCCCAUCCAGCUCCCCCUCUCCUGGCUGCUCCCGGCUUGGGCUCGUGGGUGCUUUUGUCCGGUCGUUCGCUGUUCUUGUCGUUCCCAGCAGAAGCCUCCAGGGGGUGCAGCUGUCCCGCUGGAUCGGGGCCCUCCCUGCGCGCUGUGUCCUGUCCUGGACCUUGAUGCUGUUGGAGUGCAGCCCCCCGCUGCCUGCAGACACCCCUGCCCAUGUCCUCAUGUCCCAGCUUGGCAGCCAGGCUUACUGGAGGGUCAGUAGCAUGCCUGGCAAGGCGGCAUGGGGUAGCGGGUAGAGCUGCGCCUUUGUCUUCUCGGCUACUUCAGUGGCUAGCAGAGCAGCCUUUUUGCUUCUGUGCCUCUGUUUCCUUAUCCGUGCGCUGCCCGGACACUACUGUCCUUGGGUUUGCCAGGAUGGCACCUACCCCUUCUCACAGUCUGCUGGGGCUCUUGUGUGAAAGGCACUGGGCACGUGGUAGGGGCAUCACUCGUAUUCCCCUGGCCUAGGUCAAAGCUGUGCGACCCAGGCGGUCUCUGCAGUUGCUUGCUGGAGCCAGGCAGGGCUCUGAUGUGUGGGGGGGGAGGGCAAGUUCCCUUCCCCUGGGAGGUCGUGUCCCACCUGCUGCACCUUGC